AGUUUUUUCCAAUUGCUAAGACACUAUAAUGACACGAAUAGCACAUUUUUUUAAACUGACACACAGAGAGUAUAACCUCUUCUCAAGUAUCCAAAACUCUAAACACGUUUUCUGCUUUACACACAUUUUACAAUUCAGAAUGGCACUUUUUAACUGCACUGAACACGAUUCUCUACAUAACACACAACAAUCUGAGAUAAAGUCACAUGUUUGCCAUGUCAAAACACUGCCAUUCAACAUGACAAAACAUGAGCUAAUUGGACGAUAUAUGUGCCACCUGGCCAAACACCUCAUUGGUUAAUUGUUGGCACUUCAAUCAGGAGGUAAGCACUAUAAAAAGCCCACAGGUGAGCCUUUCUUUUAUAACAACAAUGGAAGCUGCUGCAGAGGGAAGAAUGAGAGGUGGAGGAAGAUUUAGAGGUAGGGGUAGAGCUGCUAGAGGAAUUCAAGGCCAAAGAAGACAACUUUCAAAUGAAAUCAGAGCAACCUUAGUUGAUCAUGUCAUCAACCAUGGGCUGACUAUGAGAGAAGCUGGACAGAGAGUUCAGCCCAACUUGAGCCGCUUUACGGUCGCCUCUGUCAUCCGGACGUUUAGACUGGAGAACAGGUAUGUAACCAAAAUUUAUUUCACAUUACGUAGUACACCACAUGUCUUAGUUGGGGGUAUCAGUUGAGUGACACCUGUUUUUUUUGGCUACUAUGGCUGAUGUCAUGCACUAACUGUACAAAUUUCCUGAUUAUUUUCCUGUACUGUGUGUGGAAAUACCUUUUAGGCAGCAUUGUCCAAGCCCUGUAUAUAUAUAGAUUUUUUUGGUUUCUUUUUCUAAAGGACUGAGAGAUGCCACCAUGAUGGAGGAAGGGGCCAAAUGUUCACCGCUGUACAAGAAGCUGCCAUAGUAAACUUGGUUAGGGCAAAUAAUGAAAUCAGAUUACGAGAAAUUCAAAGCCACAUCAUCCAAGAAAACACAAUAUUCAGCAACAUUCAACAAAUCAGUCUUUCUACAUUGGCUCGCAUUCUCAAGCGAAACCAAAUCAGAAUGAAACAACUUUAUAAAGUGCCUUUUGAGAGAAACUCUCAAAGAAACAAAGAGCUCAGACGAGCAUAUGUGGAUACAGUACUGGAAAUGGAUGCUCAUGCAACUCCACAUGAGUUCAUCUUUAUAGAUGAGGCUGGGUUCAACCUAGCAAAGACCAGAAGAAGGGGAAGAAAUGUCAUUGGCCACAGAGCAAUUAUAAAUGUUCCUGGCCAACGUGGUGGGAACAUCACAAUGUGCGCUGCCAUCUCCAAUACGCAUGGUGUCCUCCACCGCCUUGCCAACCUUGGACCAUACAACACAGCCCAUAUUCUCACAUUUCUGGGUAGACUCCACAACAUUCUCAUACCAGAGCGAAUGAAUGACGCAGACCGUCACAGAAACAGGUACGUUGUAGUAUGGGACAACGUGAGCUUUCAUCGUGCAGUCACAGUCCAAAACUGGUUUGCUGACCACCCACCAUUUCUCGUGCAAUACCUCCCACCAUACUCACCAUUUCUGAACCCCAUAGAAGAGUUCUUUUCAGCAUGGCGGUGGAAGGUAUAUGACCGGCAGCCCUUUGUGCGCAUGCCUCUUCUGCAGGCUAUGGAAGAGGCAUGUGAGGAAAUUGAUGUGGGUGCAAUUCAGGGAUGGAUAAGGCACUCAAGACGCUUCUUCCCUCAAUGUCUGGCAAAGGACAAUAUUGCCUGUGAUGUGGACGUGGCAUUGUGGCCAGACCCAGCUGUACGGCAAGAAGCUGUCUAAUUAUUUUUCUUGCCUCUUUUUUCUAUUUUUUUUCUUGCAGAUUUCUUUUGUAUUUUUUUUCAGUUUAUUGUUUUUUAUGAGCAUAUUUUUGUUUGUUCCAAUGUAUUUCUGCUGCAUUGCAUUGACUUGUUUUACUGAACAAUAAAAUAUUCGGCAGCAUCUGUGUGUGUCUGCAUAUAUUUCUGUGCAUGUGAACAAUCUGAAGAAUUUUCUACAAUUUGAACUGUUUUUGUAUUAUGGUUAAGCUUACUGAAGGUGACAGUGCUUUUCAUUAUACCCAGCAGUGUGUAGAUGGUUAGACAAAAAUCUGGUAACCUGAAGGAAGUGUGUCUUAUUUGGUGCAAAAGUUUGAUUUUGAUAAUGCUGUAUUUAGUUUUGCUUGCAGUGCUUCAUUUUGCAGGAUAUAUAAGUUGUUUUGCAGUUUGAGUGUGUGGUUUCGUGAAUUGUGUUAAAUAUUUGAUAAAACAAGCCUAGUUUACAAAAUUGUGUUUUAGCAAUUGGAAAAAACUGUAAGUUGUCUUAAGAUUGUUACUUUGGAGAUGCGUAUUAGUUCCAGUGGCAUCCACAUGUAGCCAGUCAUUUCUCUACUGACUAAACACAAACUGUCCAAUCUACCCACCAACUUUCACUUC
Astyanax mexicanus (Mexican tetra) is the source of this 2410-nucleotide messenger RNA. RefSeq lists its product as uncharacterized. Gene Ontology annotation, molecular function: nucleic acid binding. NCBI's taxonomy places the organism in Eukaryota, Metazoa, Chordata, Actinopteri, Characiformes, Acestrorhamphidae. Bases 867 to 1778 code for a protein of 303 amino acids. The transcript is spliced from 2 exons. The record is from RefSeq and is a predicted model, not a curated record.